Orbicella faveolata is the source of this 924-nucleotide messenger RNA. RefSeq lists its product as uncharacterized. The record is from RefSeq and is a predicted model, not a curated record. Gene Ontology annotation, biological process: positive regulation of cyclin-dependent protein serine/threonine kinase activity. Gene Ontology annotation, molecular function: protein kinase binding. NCBI's taxonomy places the organism in Eukaryota, Metazoa, Cnidaria, Anthozoa, Scleractinia, Merulinidae.
UUUGGAGUAAGACAAAGCUGAAAACGUUCUACUGUAUAAUCUGACAUUGUAUGAACUUGAACAAACAUCACAGAUGGGUGUUUUAUUGUCCAUCCUUUUAACAAAAGAGUAAGAAGCGGUCCUGUGAGCUUCAGGGGCGUCUUCCUUAGAUCCGUAUACGUUAACGAUCCAAAUGACCUGAGGCAGGACGCGUUCGACUCCGUUUGCGUAGAUUUUUCUAGUAAUAAACUCAUUCUAAAUAUCUUCAUCGGUUCCUUUCAGAUCAUGGCUAUUGUAUCAGACCAUCCAGUCUGGCGACGAACGAGAAGAAAUCAUCACGGUGGAGCGUGGAGGGACUACCUGAGGGACACAAGUAACGACUGCACAAGCCCAAGAGGUCCAGGAACUGCCCCUUUUCAGUGUUCCAAAUGCGAAGGAAAUUCACCAAUGCUGACCUCUGACUAUUACAGCUGUUCCUCGCAAUCUUCAUCUGAAGACGAGAACACAACCUCAAGCUUUAAUAUGAAAGAUUUGAAAACUGUGCUCCAGAAAAGCAAUAACAAGAGGCACUGUCAGGAGAACAAAAAUCACACUGGUGGAACUGCCAGACAAACAGCGCAGUAGUCCCACAAGAAGACUCAACUGUUUUUCUUUUAUCUAGUCUCUCAGUUCUAAUAUAUAAGACAGCAGAAAGACGUGCUCUCAGAUUUUUCGGAAAAGAUUUAUACACUCUGUAAAUACUAAUAUAUUUGACGGUAAUACGAAGGAGUUUUUCUCAACGCUAGACACAGGCAUUGUGUCAAUUUAUUUCUUACAGUGCUCAAAUGGUGGCCUGUUUGAAACCUGGUUACGGUGGUUAUAGCCAUUUUUAUUUUCUGCCGCAUUGUAAGAAAUAACGCUUCAAGUAAGUUAUAUUUGGGAGCCAGCCUUCAGUUAUAAAUGUAU